CAGUCGUAAGAAAAUGUGUAGCAAUUUAGCAAAGCAUAGCAAAAUUGAGGUUAUGUUUAUUUAUUAUUGAAGACUUUGCAAGUUGUAUCUACAAAAUAACUUAAAAUUAUUCUUACACAAAUAUGUCCAGAAGACCUGAACACCAAGCCCCACCAGAAUUUUUCUAUAAUGAAGACGAAGCCAGAAAAUAUACACAAAAUUCCAGAAUCAUAGAUAUUCAAGCACAAAUGACUGAGCGAUGUAUGGAGCUGUUACUUUUGCCCGAAGACACAUCUUGUCUUUUGCUGGAUAUUGGCUGUGGCUCCGGAUUAUCUGGAACAGUGCUUGAAGAAUGGGGACAUAUGUGGAUUGGAUUAGAUAUAUCUCCAUCUAUGUUAGAUGUUGCUUUAGAAAGAGAAACAGAGGGUGACUUGAUACUUGCAGACAUGGGUGAAGGAGUACCAUUUAAGGCUGGUAGUUUUGAUGGUGCAGUAUCGGUAUCAGCACUCCAGUGGCUGUUUAAUGCUGAUAAAAAAUCACAUCAGCCAGUCAAAAGGUUAUACAAAUUCUUCAGUUCUUUAUAUGCAUCAUUGUCUAGAUCAGCAAGGGCCGUAUUUCAGUUCUAUCCAGAAAAUGAAAGUCAAUUAGAUCUCGUCACUUCACAAGCUAUGAAAGCUGGAUUUUAUGGAGGUGUUGUUAUUGAUUUUCCAAAUUCAGCUAAAGCUAAGAAAUUCUUUCUCGUACUUAUGACUGGAGGUGCAGCACCUUUACCGCAAGCAUUAGGUACUGAAGAAAGUGAUAAUUCUUUACAAAUAAAAUAUGCGAAACGAGAAGCCUGUAAAGCAGCACGAGGGAAACCUCUUAAAAACACAAGAGCAUGGCUUCUUGAUAAAAAAGAAAGGAGAAGGAAACAAGGAAAAGAGACUAAACCUGACACUAAAUAUACAGGCAGAAAAAGAAGUGGACGGUUUUAAUUUUUUAUUUUCUAUAAGUCUAAUUAUAUUGUAAGGUAUACAUAAAGAUACUAAUAAAAUAUAUUUAAC
This is a messenger RNA of Nymphalis io (European peacock), 1022 nucleotides long. RefSeq names its product probable 18S rRNA (guanine-N(7))-methyltransferase. Gene Ontology annotation, biological process: rRNA (guanine-N7)-methylation. The coding region runs from base 123 to 953 and encodes 276 amino acids. Lineage: Eukaryota; Metazoa; Arthropoda; Insecta; Lepidoptera; Nymphalidae. Gene Ontology annotation, cellular component: nucleolus. The transcript has 6 exons. The record is from RefSeq and is a predicted model, not a curated record. Gene Ontology annotation, molecular function: rRNA (guanine) methyltransferase activity.